Messenger RNA from Paramormyrops kingsleyae, 4498 nucleotides. It is a transcript of the gene nfe2, whose product is annotated as nuclear factor, erythroid 2. Gene Ontology annotation, cellular component: nucleus. The record is from RefSeq and is a predicted model, not a curated record. Gene Ontology annotation, biological process: regulation of transcription by RNA polymerase II. NCBI's taxonomy places the organism in Eukaryota, Metazoa, Chordata, Actinopteri, Osteoglossiformes, Mormyridae. Gene Ontology annotation, molecular function: RNA polymerase II cis-regulatory region sequence-specific DNA binding; DNA-binding transcription factor activity, RNA polymerase II-specific.
GCCUGUCUGCGAGAGCGCCAGCGCCUGCCCCGGCUGCAGGGGGGGCAUGGAGCUGUCGCCUGGGGGGGUCAGAGCUGGGAGUUUGACAGUGCUGCUGCUUUCUUGUGCUUAAAACGUCAUGAAUGCGCGUGUAGAUGCACCUUCAGCUGUUAGCCUCAACCUAAAGGAACCUUCAGAAUAAGUUCACGCUUUGCAAUGAGAUGAUGUUUGCUAAGUUAACGUGUAAGACAGAACUUAUAGCUGCCAGCUUGGAUUUAAACCUAAUAUUAGAAUUUUGGGAUUGUAAAGUGAAUGUCGGUGUCCUGCCCUCGGUCCCGUCCUGGGGCUUCACGGACAUUCGCCAUGUUUUGUCGUUGCUCGAACCCCAACCAAGUCCUGAUAAAAGCCGCAUGACUAUUUGAAUUCUGUCAGCUUUCAGAAAGUACUCCUUUUUUAAUUUUAAUGUCAAACUUAGUCUCAUCCCAUUGCCUCGGCUAGGAUAUCACAACAAUAAUUUGUUUUAUGUAAUAAAAAAUACAAACAAAUAUCAGUUCAGAUGUCAAUCUUAAGAUAUUAACUUUAAAAUAGUUUAACAUUAAUGUCUUUAUUCUGUGGCUCUGUACAACUUUUUCAAUCUGGCUGAAAUUUACUUAAUGAGCAGUUACAUUUGCACUUAAAAUAAUGUGCAUCAUCUGUCUUUUAACUGCUCAUCUUGGUCAGAGUCACUAGGCUUUCAAAUAAAGAAGAAGACACUGCAUAUAUAUGAAAAUGCAUAUGUAAAAACUGUAAUACUCAAAAGUCAUUCUUAUAAAAACGUGUAAUUUUAUCAUUUGAAAAGUUUAACUGUCCUUAAAAAAAUACUAAUAAUAAUUAAUUGGUGCAAGUGGGGGAUGUGUUUCGAGCGCAGUGUGUAUGCAUUACUGCUGGUGGGUCUGCAGACCUCUGAUAGCCUUUUAAAAGGUGUCUGGGGGGCUCUUUAGCAGGCUGGCUACACCCCCCCCCCCCCACAGAGCUGCCCUCCUGGACCCCCCCUGCAGAGGGUGCCCUCUCUCCCCACACUCUGCCAGCUGCCUUGCAACACGUGGUGAAGAAACAGCACUGCUGUGCCUGGGUUCUGCGCUCCGCCCCAGAGGAAACGGUCGAGGAGAGCUCCCCAUGGGGGGGUGGGGGGGGGGGCACAUGUGUACAGAUGAACAUAAAGAUGUUAACAAGCUACCCCGUCGCUCUGUGUAGAGAAGCAGCCUGGAUAUCAAAGGGCACAGCGCCAACCCCAGACUGCCGGGGGGCCGCAACGCUCACAGCACAGGAAAGAUAUCGCCAAGCGAAGUGACAUUCCAUCGUUUGGGAGAUGAAAACGCAUGAAAACGUGGUUAUGGAGCCACCGCCAUUAGAGCAGCUCGCGUCUCCAUGAUCAAGAGGCUCAUAUCGAGAGGCAACGUUUGCAAAACAUGCGGGAGGAAGACUUGGAGCGACGUAGAUCAGCCUCUUUAAAGCAAAGCAAAACGGAUCAUCGGAGCCACUUUUAGCAGAAUGCAGAGUGCGUGCUCGACUUCUGUGUGAUGCAGUGUAAAUUUCACAAAGAUAAAUGUAACUGUAAAUAGAACAAAUAGCCGCAGUGGCACAACACCUCUACUAAUUAAGUUACAAUUGCAAAAUCUGAGGGACACUGACAGUUCAUCAUCAGCUAAACCUGCAUUCAUUCCUCACAAACGGCCCACGCUGCUGCUCUUAGACUCAUCCUGUCCAUCCCACAUCUUACUCAGUUUAAUAGAACAUGAGCCUUCAAUGCUUCAAAGUAGCCAGCUUUUUUUUUUCAUAGCUGUACAGUAAAUGGGUUGGGAACCUUCUACAGACCAAAGUCAGUCUACCAUGGGUGACAGAGCGUGGUGCCUGUGAUCGGAAGGUUGCUGGUUCAAAUCCUUGGGUCGGCAAAGUGAUGCUCAAGCAAAGACCCCUGAGCAUGGCCCUUAACGUUCAGUUGCUCCAGGGAAUAUCUGACCCUGCUUUCUCAAAAAAGCAUAUGCUUUAUAUAAUGAUGAAUUGGAUAAAAGCGUGGAAAUGUAAUGUGAAUGCAGUGUAAAAGGCGAUAUAUACAUCCUAAACGUGUGUAUGCAGGCGUGAGCGAUUCCAGCUAAGGGGACGGGCAGUGGGUGUAGGGUAGGCCUGCAGGCCCAGUGCACUGGAGCAGUGCUCAGGCACUGCCCUGGCACACCGAGCCGCCUUCUGGCUGCCGGGAGAUUGGCUUAUCAGCAGGGGGCAGAGUGUGGCCGCAGCGCGGCUGAUAGGAGCUGCCGCGUAACGGAACUGCAGAACUGUGUCCUGCGUGGGAGCACAAACACGGAGCAGGCAGAGCGGGGGCCCGAAGGAGGCAGAGCGGGGGCCCGGAGGAGGCAGAACGGGGGCCCGGAGGAGGCGGAGGGCGGCACGCUGAAGCCGUGCCCCAGGAAAACGGCCAGUGCCUUAAAGGCUGCCUGCCACUGCUUAAUGCCACUUUCCCAACUGCAGCUGCACAGCAUGUAUGGUUGUGUCACUGAACACGUGUUUGCCCAAAGGCCCAGCUCUGAAUGUGUGCAGCAGCCAACUGUGUCCUACGGCAGCGGGGGGGCUGUGAGGGGCUGGCCGUUCCAGGAAGGCUACAUGGGGGGGGGUCGGUGCCGCUGUUCACCCCCGGAUGCCGCCCACAGCGGAACCCCCAUGAUGCAGAGAUGGACUUGACCUGGCUGGAGCUUAUGUCCAUCACAGAGGAGUUUGAGACUCCCAGUGAACACCAGUUUGAGUCCAGCUCCUACCAACCAGUUGAGCCGGCAGCGACCAUGGGGACCUUUGGGAUAAGCCAGUCCCCGGCAGAGCCCCUCCUUCCCAGCUGCGGGCCGGGCCCCGUCACCACCUAUGAUGGCUCUUUCCCUGAUGCCAUGCCCUCUUGCCAGCGUGUGGGGAGCAGCAUGGAGACUCUGUACGAGCGCCCGGCCCUCCACCUGACCACCAGGGGAGUUCCAAACCAAAAUGCUCUACAGUCACCGCUGAUGAACCUGCUGGACCACUUGAGCUUCACUGGGGCCAGCAGUGGGCCCCCGAGGCUGGACGGCAUGGGCAGUGCCCAGGUGCGCCUGGCAGCGGGCCACAGAGAAACUUCCAAACUGCAAAGCGCUCCCGAUGACCUCGAAUCGGACUCGGGUUUGUCGCUUGGCUCCACCCCUCCACUGGCGUCGCCAGGGCACAUGGUGACAGGUGGUGCUGCCUACGUCGGAAGUGAGGUCACUCAAGGCUAUGGUGACAGGGAGCACCUGGAGAACACGGCGGAGCACUGCAGGGUGAGGCCUGACCUCUAUUACCCAAUGGAGUAUCAGCAUCCCAUAAGUAGCUACCCCUACCCUCCAGCCUCCUCUUCUUAUUACCCAGUACCAGAUAACUACCCCAUGAUCCAACACCAACGGCUAGUGCAGCCCAGCUCCUUGAAACACCAAAUUCUGGCACCUGGCUUCCACGACUUGCACCUCAACGGACCCGGAUUGUCGGGCAACCGAGGCGCUUCCUGCCGGACCACUUACGGCAAGCAAAAAAUCGUGGCGGGGGCAUCGGUGGCGCCGCCCAGAGGAGACAGCCCCCUGAGCAGAGAUGAGCGCAGGGCCCUGGCACUCAAGAUCCCAUUCCCACUGGAAAGGAUCAUCAAUCUGCCGGUGGACGACUUCAACGAGCUGCUGGCGCAGUACACGCUGAACGACGCCCAGCUCACGCUGGUCCGGGACAUUCGCCGGCGAGGCAAAAACAAGGUGGCGGCGCAGAACUGCCGCAAGCGCAAGCUGGAGAACAUUGUGCAUCUGGAGGGGGAACUGAGCCAGCUACGGGUGCAGAGGGAGCACCUAAUCAGGGAGGGGGCGGAGUUCCAGCACAGCCUGGCCCUGGCCCGGCGGCACCUCUCAGACCUUUACGCCGAAGUGUUCUCUCAACUCCGAGACGAGGAGGGCCUGCCGUACUCGCUGGAACACUACUCUCUGCAGCAAGCCAAUGACGGCAGCAUCUUCCUGGUGUCUCGUAAUGCGGCAGAGGCAGGAGACUGAUCCUUGGACAUUUAAGUGAAGUUUUAUAGGUCGGGUUUUUAUAAAGAAUUCAGUAUCAUUAAACAGUCUGACUCAAGACAAAUUCAUUGCCAUCCAGGACGUUGCAGGGUCGUUUUAUUGCAACUGCAACUGAAAGCCUCCCAUUCGAGAUCUGGAAGUCCAGAUGCAAACAAGAACUGCCUUUGGUCCCUGGAAACCCCAUCCUGUUCUUUUUUUUACCUUUGAUACAUUUUGUAUAAAUCUUAUAUGCUUUAAUAGGCACCGUCUAGUUUGCUAUGCCGUUAACUGCUAAUUACUUUUCACGUCAAAAUGUAAGAACUGGGCUGGUCCACAAAGAAAAGCACCAAGCAGAGUCUGUUCUGAUUUUUAUUGGUAAAACAAACUUAGAAAUAGGGCUGUACCAGCAGCCUUUAGUGUUAAAAAAAUAAAAUUCUUCCACUUUAAGAUGGACCUGCAAGAAA